AUGGUAAACGCAUGGAACAAUAACUUGGCCAACAAAAGUUGGCAGAACCAACACAACUUCCAACUUCAAGCGAGUAACAGCAAUCAGCAAUCGUGGAACAACAAUUUACAAAACAAAAAUUGGCAGAACCAGAGGAACUCCCAGCUCCAAAUCAGUAAUAGCAACCAACAAGCGUGGAACAAUAAUGCACAAAACAGAAAUUGGCAGAACCAAAACAAUUUCCAGCUACAAGCCAGUAACAGCAACCAACAAGCGUGGAACAAUAAUCUACAGAACAGAAGUUGGCAGAACCAACGUAACUCCCAGUUACAAGUCAGUAACAGCAACCAGCAAGCAUGGAACAAUAACGCAAUAAAUCGUAACUGGCAAAACCAACGUAGCGCUCAGUUCCAAGCAAGCAACAGCAACCAACAAGUGUGGAACAACAGACUGCGAAAUAGAAAUUGGCAGAAUCAAUACAAUUCCCAGGUUCAAGCCAAUGCUAUCAACCAGCAAGCCGUGAACAAUGCUGUGCGUAAUGUCAAUUGGCAAAAUAUACAGAAUCAAAACCAAGCCAGCAUCAUCAACAAUCAAGCAAACCUACAAAACAUCGAAUUGCUGAACGCACAACGGGCCCAAAACCAAGCGAAUAUUAUCAACCGACCAGAAAUUGUCAAUGUUAACCGACCCGUAUUGGAAACUGUUGGAAUUAAUCGACCUGUCCCAGUAUUGAACCCUAUCAGACCCGCCAAUGUUGUUGAUGUUGUUAACCGACCUGCAGUCGAAGCAAUUGAAAUUAACAGGCCAGUUAGACCAACCAACGUUGUAGGUGAGUACACCAUUGAAUUUGUAGCAUCAUUGGAUAUCAUUGUAUCACUGUAG
Molecule: messenger RNA, 861 nt
Organism: Achroia grisella
Lineage: Eukaryota; Metazoa; Arthropoda; Insecta; Lepidoptera; Pyralidae
Product: bifunctional endo-1,4-beta-xylanase XylA-like
Exons: 11
Coding region: 1-861 (286 amino acids)
Source: RefSeq, a predicted model, not a curated record